AUGGCUCAUGCUCAGGCCGACUACGUGCCUGAAAAGUACGAGGCUGGCCAGUACUCGCCCAGCCAGCAAGAAGACCUCAAGUCUGAACUUCCGCACGAAGUGGCUGCUUAUGGCCAUGCUACCACGGACGCCUAUGGAGAGCCCACAAUCACCUUUGACAAGAAGGCUGAAGCGCGGCUGAAACUCAAGAUCGAUCUGUACAUCAUUCCCACAGUCGCUCUUCUCUACCUAUUCUGCUUCAUCGACCGAGCAAAUAUUGGAAAUGCACGUCUGGCCGGUCUGGAAAAGGAUCUCCAUCUCAAGGGACACGAUUACAACUCUGUCUUGUCCGUUUUUUAUAUCAGCUACAUUAUUUUCGAAAUUCCGUCGAAUAUGGCUUGCAAAUGGAUGGGUCCCGGGUGGUUUAUUCCUAUCAUCUCGCUGUGCUUUGGCGCAGUCUCCAUAGCCACGGCUUUUGUCCAUACCCAAGCCCAAGUAUCAGGCGUCCGGUUCGUGCUGGGCAUGUUUGAAGCUGGAAUGUUGCCUGGUAUUGCAUACUAUCUAUCGCGAUGGUAUCGCCGCUCUGAACUUGCAUUCAGGCUGUCCCUUUACAUCGUCAUGGCUCCCCUUGCUGGCGCGUUUGGCGGUCUCCUCGCAUCGGCCAUUCUGACCCUGGAUAAAUUUGGAUCUCUCACACGAUGGCGAAUGAUCUUCGCCAUUGAGGGAAUCGUUACGUGUGGACUUGCAAUCAUUUCCUUUUUCACGCUUACAGACCGACCCGAAACCGCGCGCUGGUUGACACCGGAAGAGAAGGAAUUGGCAAUUGCCCGUGUCAAGUCUGAGCGUUUGGGUCAAAAAGAGGUGCUUGACAAGGUGGAUAAGAAGAAGUUUAUGCGUGGAAUCUUUAAUCCUGUGGUGUUGACCACAGCCUUCAUCUUCCUACUGGACAACAUCACUGUGCAAGGCCUGGCUUUCUUUGCGCCCACUAUUGUCCGCACAAUCUAUCCAAAGAAGACGGUUGUCUCGCAGCAGCUCCACACGGUCCCACCUUAUAUUGUGGGAGCAUUCUUCACGGUUCUCUUACCAUUCCUCAGCGGGCGAUUCGACAGGCGUAUGAUCUUCUUCAUCAUUGGAGCGCCUUUCAUGAUGGUGGGCUAUAUCAUGUUCUUGGCAAGCGAAGAUGGUCAAGUACGCUACGGAGCUACCUUCUUGAUCGCUUCAGGAGCAUUCUCUUUUGGCGCGCUGUGCAAUGCGCAAGCUUCGGCCAACGUUGUGUCUGACACGGCAAGGGCGUCUGCCAUUGGUACUGUGGUUAUGCUUGGCAAUAUCGGCGGACUGAUUUCGACAUGGAGUUUUCUGCCGACCGAUGCGCCAAAUUAUCCCAUUGGCAACGGGCUUAAUCUAGCCACCAGCAGCGUGAUUCUGAUUUCGAGUAUUGUACUUCUAUUCUGGAUGAAGCAGAGCAACAGCAAGCGGCAGAAUGUGGAUGCCGAAGUGGAAUUGGCAGGCAAAUCCCAAGAGGAAAUAGAGGACCUAGAUUGGAGACAUCCAUCUUUCCGAUGGAAGGCUUAA
Messenger RNA from Bipolaris zeicola 26-R-13, 1551 nucleotides. RefSeq lists its product as uncharacterized. Gene Ontology annotation, biological process: transmembrane transport. Lineage: Eukaryota; Fungi; Ascomycota; Dothideomycetes; Pleosporales; Pleosporaceae. Gene Ontology annotation, molecular function: transmembrane transporter activity. The record is from RefSeq and is a predicted model, not a curated record. The transcript is spliced from 5 exons. Bases 1 to 1551 code for a protein of 516 amino acids. Gene Ontology annotation, cellular component: membrane.